Molecule: messenger RNA, 2770 nt
Organism: Dermatophagoides farinae (American house dust mite)
Lineage: Eukaryota; Metazoa; Arthropoda; Arachnida; Sarcoptiformes; Pyroglyphidae
Gene: rt
Product: Protein O-mannosyltransferase rt
Biological process (GO): protein O-linked glycosylation via mannose
Cellular component (GO): endoplasmic reticulum; membrane
Molecular function (GO): dolichyl-phosphate-mannose-protein mannosyltransferase activity
Source: RefSeq, a predicted model, not a curated record
CGUUGAUGGAUAAUAAAUGAUGAUGAAAGAGAGAGAAAAAAAAACUGGUUGACGAUGUUGACCUGUCCGGCAUUUUACCUGUCAAAAAAAAAACAUGAAUGGAUGAACACGCAAGCAAAAUGAAUAGCCAUUGAAACGAGAAUCAACAACAACAACAACAACAAUAAUGGAUCCAUUAAAUUAAAUUAUCAUCUCUAAAAAAAAAAAAAAAAAUUUUUCAUUUUCCAGAUAAAUCUGCCUGCAUGUAUCGAUUUAUAAUUGAUUUGUUUUUCUUUUGUUGACAAGAAGAAAACACACACACACACAUACAGAUAUGGCUAUUCAAAUUAAAAAUCGUAAAAAACAAGCCACUGAUAAUUUGAAUUCGAAUCAAAUAUCUGAAUCAUCAUCAUCAUCGCCAAAUGAAUAUGAAGAUGAUAAUGGCAAACCGAACGAAAAAAAUCUCAAAAAUGUGACAACAAAUUGCCACGAAAAUUUGAUACGACAAUGGUUUACCAAAAAGAAUGGCAUCGCCAAUAAAAAUACCACCAAUGAUUUGAUGAUGGCAAAAAUUUCUGAAAAUGAAACGGAAUUUCCAUUAGCCAUCACUUUUCGUAUCAACAUUAUGGUGUUAAUACUUUUUUCAAUAGCAUUCGGUUUUCGAAUCUAUGAAUUGGAUCAGCCACGAAGCAUAGUUUUUGAUGAAUUACAUUAUGGUCGAUUUGUAUCAUUAUAUUUACGGCGAACAUUUUUCUUCGAUUCACAACCACCACUUGGUAAACAAUUAAUUGCUUUAAGUGCCUAUCUUUCCGGUUAUAAAGGUGAAUUUAAUAAUUUCACCAAUAUUGGACAAGAUUAUGAUGCAAAUUUUCCAAUACGUGCCUUUCGUUUGGUUCCCGCUCUUUGUGGUAGUUUAUUGAUAAUAAUUAUUUAUCAAUUUGUCAUCGAAAUUGGUUUCCAUCAUACUAUUGCAUUUCUAUCAUCAUUGUUGCUUAUUUUUGAAAAUUCUCUACUCACACAAUCUAGAUUCAUUCUUUUGGAUACGAUAUUAAUGUUUUUUUCAUUUCUUGGCCUAUUAUCAUUUUUGAUUGGCAGAAAAAAAUUAUUAUUUUCAAAAUCAUGGCUAUUUUGGAAUAUAAUUUCGGCAAUAAGUUUAACUUGUGGUGUUUGUGUUAAAUAUAUUGGAAUAUUUACUUUAUUACAAGUGCAAAUACUUUCAUUUUGGAAUGUAUUCGAUAAAUUAUCGGAUAAGACAAUGAAAACGAUUCAUUUAUGGCUAUUACUUUUGUAUAAAUCGUGUAUAUUUAUCCUGUUGCCCAUUGUAUUCUAUUGCUUUAUAUUUUAUAUUCAUCUUUCGGUUUUGAUCAAAGCUGGUCCACAUGAUAAUAUUAUGACUAGUGCUUUUCAGGCCAGUCUUGAAGGUGGAUUAGCAUCAAUUAUUCGUGGUCAACCAAGAGAAAUAGCACAUGGUUCACAGAUAACCUUACGAAACACUCAUGGACGUACAUGUUGGUUACAUUCACAUCAUGCUGUUUAUCCGAUUCGUUAUCCAGAUAAACGUGGAAGUUCUCAUCAACAACAAGUGACUUGUUAUUCAUUCAAAGAUGUUAAUAAUUGGUGGAUUGUUAAAAGACCUAAUGUUGAUGACUUAAUCACUCAUGAACCACGUGAUAAUAUUAAAAAUGGUGACAUUAUUCAACUUGUUCAUGGAUUAUCGGGUCGUACAUUGAAUAGCCAUGAUAUUGCUGCUCCAAUGUCACCAUAUAAUCAAGAAGUUUCUUGUUACAUUGAUUAUAACAUAUCAAUGCCAGCACAAAAUUUAUGGCGUGUAAAAUUGUUAAAUUCUGACGACACCAGUGAUUAUUGGCAUGCAAUAAAUUCACGUGUACAAUUAAUUCAUAUCAAUUCUAGCCAAGCAUUAAAGUUAAGUGGCACACAAUUACCAGCUUGGGGUCAUCAUCAACAUGAAAUAGUAACCGAUAAACAAAUCAAUCAUCCAAAUACCAUAUGGAAUGUUGAAGAACAUCGUUAUACAAAAAAUUCUGAUGGAAAAGAAAUUGAACGUGAACUUGGAAUGGCUGAAUUUGUACCAUUAAGUCCUACAUAUCUUUCGUUUUGGGAUAAAAUGUUUGAAUUGCAAUAUAAAAUGUUGAUCAAUACGGAAAAUAUACAAAAUCAUAUCUACAGUACUGAUUCACCAUUAGAUUGGCCUUUCCUUACCAAAGGUAUUGCCUAUUGGCUUAGCCCUAAAAGUAAUGCUCAAAUAUAUUUGAUUGGAAAUAUUUUUCUUUGGUAUUUUGGAAUAUUUGCCAUGGUUACCUAUUGGUCGUUAUUUUUAUUCUAUCAAUUACGACGUAAACGUCUCAUCAAUGAUAUUUCUGAAGAUAAUUGGGAACAAUUUUUAUUGAUUGGACGAAUAAUUGCCAUCGGUUAUUUGAUUCAUUUUUUGCCGUAUUUUUUUUCGGAACAAACAUUAUUUCUUCAUCAUUAUUUACCGGCACUAAUGUUCAAAAUAAUGCUCAUACCAAUGAUUAUUGGUCAUCUGAAUCAAUGCGUGCCAAAUCGAAUUAUUUUUUCCAUUUUUAUUACCAUUGCCAUAAUUAUAGCUGCAUCAUAUACAUUUGUUCAAUUUUUACCAUUCAGCUAUGGACUUAAAGAAUUUAGUGCUAGUGAAAUCAUGAAAUUGAAAUGGAAAAAAACUUGGCAUUUUUUAAUACACAAACGAUGGUGAUUUAUCUUAAAUCUCUUAUUUAUUUAUAUUUUCUUUUAAAUAAAUAUAUUUUUUGUAUGA